AUGUCAGUCCUUCUCUGGAAUUGUAGAGGUGCAGCUAGCGGGAGACUGGCUCGUACCCUUAAAGCUCUUGUGCAUAAACAUAGUAUUAAACUCGUUGCAAUUUUCGAACCUAGGGCUUCUGGUGAUCGAGCUGUAAAAUUAGCAAAAAGCCUAGGUUAUGAUAAAGUAGUUGUUGAAGAGGCCCAGGGGUUUUCAGGUGGUAUUUGGUUAUUUUGGUGCUCUCAGUUCUUCAAAAUUGAGACUAUUGAACAGUCAAACCAGUUUGUUCACGUGAAAAUUAUUAAAAACGGGGAAUUGUUCUUCUUUCUUACAGCUAUUUAUGCUAGUCCCCAUGAAGAGAAGAGGAAACUUUUAUGGCAAGACCUUAGAAGAUUGAGUUCUCAGUUUGCGGAAGUUCUAGAUGAUUGUAAAGUUAUAGAUUUGGGUGGAGCUGGUGCUUUCUUUACUUGGCAAGGUCCUAAGUGGGGACACUUGGACCGUAUUUUCAAGAGACUUGAUCGGGUGUGUGCCAAUGAAGCGUGGAGAUUGAAAUUCACUGAUGCAAAUAUUCGGGUAUUGCCUAGGAUCCAAUCUGAUCAUAAUCCCCUUCUAUUAGAGCUUCAUGAUAAUCAUAAUUCUUUAGGGGCAAGACCUUUUAGAUUUGUAGCAGCCUGGCAGCAGCACCCAAUGUUCAAUCAGUUCCUUGAUGAGCAUUGGAAGUAUAAUGAUACGUGUAGCAGUAUGCUCAAUAGAUUGGUUCCUCCAUUGAAACAGUGGAACAUCAAUGUUUAUGUGAAUAUUUGGCAACGAAAGAAGGGUCUCCUUAACUCUAUUGAUCGGGUCCAACAUCAAAGAAUGGUAAAUGAGUCCCAUUAUCUGGCUAUGAAAGAAAAUAAGUUACAAGAAGAAUUAACCAGUGUCUUAGAGCAAGAAGAGUUAUUGUGGUUCCAGAAGUCAAGGGAGAAAUGGAUUGUUGAUGGUGAUAGAAACACUAAGUUUUAUCACUUAAAGAAAAUCAUCCGAAGGAGCACCAAUAAAAUUCUGAGGUUGAAGAAUGAGAUGCAAAUGUGA
This is a messenger RNA of Gastrolobium bilobum, 1050 nucleotides long. RefSeq lists its product as uncharacterized. Lineage: Eukaryota; Viridiplantae; Streptophyta; Magnoliopsida; Fabales; Fabaceae. The transcript has 2 exons. Bases 1 to 1050 code for a protein of 349 amino acids. The record is from RefSeq and is a predicted model, not a curated record.